GGAACAUUGACCACGUCGUGCAGCUGCUGCGCACGCGGGUGGCGGGCCGCGGGGUGUGUCGAGAGGGUAUUGAGCGGCUGGGCCAGUUGGAGGGCUUCGAGUCGAUCUGGCAGGAAGAUAGCUUGAAUAUCGCGGGCAAUUUCGUGGACUUGGAGAUUGAGUUCCACCGGAGAGAGAAUACCGUCUUGGACGUUAGCUUGAAGUACGCGACGCCUGAGGCGACGGAAGGGGAGAGUCGCGACGAGGCGACCGCCGUGUUGAAGCGGGGCCUGAUCCAGCCGUCUGAAGACGGGGAGCGCGGGGAUUGGAAGUCUCUUGCGGGGUUCCAUGAGAAUCUGCAGUGGCUGGCUCGGCAUGACCGGCUCAGUCAGGAGGUCAAUUGCUUCGAGGCGAUUGAAGGGCUUUACGAGAGCUUGCGGCGGGUGUGGGACGCUGAGGGGAGCCAAGGCAAAAUCCCCGGGGUCUACGAACGUCUAUGUCAAGCAAAUGUUGGCCGCCCGUUCCUCCACCAGGAAGGUCGGAUCGGGCUGGGGCUGGAUUACUGGGUGUGGCAGGCACGCGUCGUGGACGCUCAGUGUAAAAAGAGCAAGGGGUCGGAUGACAUGGAGAUCGACCAUUCGCAAGACGUGCCGGAGUCGCUCAAGGGGAGGUGGAGCGUCGCCGUCGAGUGCGAGGAGGGCUAUCCGUCGCUCCGGGUGUCAAAAGACUGGGUUGGGCCGGAGCCACUGACGCGGGUUGACAACGCCGCGGAUGAGCCCGACAUGGUAGUCAACUGGACGGACCCCCCCGCGACAAUCGCAACCAACAGCCAGGGGCAUCCGGAUGCCAUGGCUCUCGAUGCGAACAUGCUGGGGUCGGCACCCAACCGGCGGUUCGUCGCGCGGCUGGAGCCCCCGCUCGACGUGCCCAUCAUCGUCGGCUCGGACAUCUACCGACAGUUGGGAUUCGACAUCCCGCAGGAGUUCCGGGUAGUCACCUACGACGGCAUCACGUACGAUGGGCUCCUGGCCCCCGGGUGGUCACCCGUGUCCGCCGCGACGGCCAUGGGAUUGGGGCUGGAAGAUGCAUACCAGUUGGGCCGAAAGCGGCGACGCAUGUCGGUGUCUGCCGUGGACGUGGACGGGAAGCCAUACAAGAAGUGGCACACCUACACGUUCCAGCCUUUUGAGUCCACGCAGGGCCGAACAAUCCGGGAUAUUGUCUUUGCGCAUCCGCGCCAGCUUGCCGAGAUUUUCCCUGUUCUGCGCCAAUACGCAUCCCUCGCCAACAUGAUUCGCUCCAUCUUCAACAACGACCGCCCGGAGGAGAUCCAGCAAGAGUCUCCCAACGGCUUCCCGUCCCCGAAGGGAUCCGAGAAUCUCUCAAGCACCAAGACUACGAACACCGUCCUCAGCAACGACGACCCCAACGAGCUAAAGCUCAACUGGCUACUGAAUUCGGCCAACAGCAGCAACACCAACACCGACAACCACACCACCCCCACCGAUUCCCCCCGCAAGGGAGACACCAACAGCACCAACAACGACGUCAAAGUAGACGUAACCCUCCGAACGCAACUCUCCCACCCACCCGUCAUCAUGCUCCUCUUCACCGUAACCGACACCCAGCUCGGCCUCCCCACCAGCGCCAGCGGCACCACCCCACGGAAAGUAUCAAUCAGCCUAGAAGUCGGCCUCAACGGACGGAUCGCAGUCAUCGACAUGGCCGGACUACUCGAGGACUCUCCCACACCAGAAGACUCCAACGACGCCGACGCCACCGCCGACACCGUCACCGACGAGGCGAUCCAACUACAGCGCCAAAUGGCGCACGUGCUAGAGAUCUCGCAGGACAUCGGGGUCCUGGUAGAGUGGAUCUUGCGAUGGGCGAGACGGCGACAGCAAUGAUCGGCCGGGGUAGCUAGGUCAUCGACCGGGUAGCAACGAUCAGCACCGGGGUCCCUUGUUUCUGUAACAGAUCCGAUCCGAUCUGAUCGGAUCUGGUGUACCUAGAUAGGGUUUGCUAUGAUAUGAUGUUCAGUGCAGGGUUGGUUAUCGGAUCGUCAGGACCUUAUCUGGCGGGAAGGGGUGUACCUGCAUUGUGUUGGACGAUCGGGAAUCUACCUGGUUACUUAGCUGGAUGAAUGGAUGGACAGGGA
This is a messenger RNA of Aspergillus candidus, 2137 nucleotides long. RefSeq names its product RNA polymerase II mediator complex middle subunit MED1. Lineage: Eukaryota; Fungi; Ascomycota; Eurotiomycetes; Eurotiales; Aspergillaceae. Gene Ontology annotation, biological process: regulation of transcription by RNA polymerase II. The coding region runs from base 603 to 1886 and encodes 427 amino acids. The record is from RefSeq and is a predicted model, not a curated record. Gene Ontology annotation, molecular function: transcription coregulator activity. Gene Ontology annotation, cellular component: mediator complex. The transcript has 2 exons.